Sorex araneus (European shrew) is the source of this 465-nucleotide messenger RNA. RefSeq names its product keratin-associated protein 6-3-like. Gene Ontology annotation, biological process: keratinization. The transcript has a single exon. Lineage: Eukaryota; Metazoa; Chordata; Mammalia; Eulipotyphla; Soricidae. The record is from RefSeq and is a predicted model, not a curated record. Bases 1 to 465 code for a protein of 154 amino acids.
AUGGAGCAAUUACAGACUAAUGAGAUUAGUCAUAACUCAUCCAAUGGCAUGACAGCUAUGCUGGGUCCCACCCAGACUGAGGUAUAUAAAAGGCCCUGUGCAGGGUCACUGGGCAGACUGAAGUCACUCACUCUCCUCCUCUACCCAAGGACAACCUCAACAACCAGCACCAUGUGUGGCUACUACGGAAACUACUAUGGAGGCCGUGGCUAUGGAUGCUGUGGCUAUGGUGGCCUGGGCUAUGGCUAUGGAGGCCGUGGCUAUGGAUGCUGUGGCUAUGGCGGCCUUGGCUGUGGCUAUGGAGGCCGUGGCUAUGGAUGCUGUGGCUAUGGCGGCCUGGGCUAUGGCUAUGGAGGCCUGGGCUGUGGCUAUGGCUCCUGCUAUGGCUCUGGCUACCGUGGUCUGGGCUGUGGCUACGGCUGUGGUUAUGGCUAUGGAUGCGGUUCUGGCUUUGGCUACUAUUGA